Messenger RNA from Mya arenaria, 6093 nucleotides. RefSeq lists its product as uncharacterized. NCBI's taxonomy places the organism in Eukaryota, Metazoa, Mollusca, Bivalvia, Myida, Myidae. The record is from RefSeq and is a predicted model, not a curated record. The transcript is spliced from 4 exons. The coding region runs from base 265 to 1635 and encodes 456 amino acids.
CGGAAAUGAACGAUCCUUGGUAAACACAGGCCAUGACAGUUCAAUUUCACAAGUUAUGCCUCAUGACACAAUUCAGAAAGAUAACAAAUUGAAACUUCGUUUGUGAUGUCACCAACAUAUGUUUGAAAGGUGACAGCUAUAAAUAAUUCGGACUAGAAUCUCAAAAAUCCCUUCUUUAAUGGACCAGAGUGUCAUGUAAUGAUCAGAUCAACUCAAAUGGUGGCAGACUGAACUACAUCAUAACAUUCCAAGCAACAUUCCGUGAUGUUUACCCUUCCAACAAUGAUAUCAAAAGACAUCAUACUGCUGCUGAUCAUUGUUCUACUGUUGGUGCGUGGUGCGGUAUUGUUAGAGGUUGACACAGCAGUGCACAGACAGGCCCCAGGUCUUGAGUCACCAUUGAAGGUGUGGUGGGCGAAGGAAAUCACGCCAGACUUCCAUGUUGCUGGAAGACUAACUGAGAGACAGGUCAAAUAUGCUGCAGAGGCAGGGUUCCGAAGCAUUCUCUCCCUGUUCAUGUAUGAGACAGGAGAUAGUGGGAGUUUUGGUGGUGAAUAUUUGCCAACAACAGCAGAAGCCUGGGUGUCUGCUCAUAUAUCUGGAAUGCAGUAUAUAGCUCUGGUUGGUGGAAACGAUGACUGGGCCAGCAUUGCAACAAUACAGAAGUUCCAUGAUGCCUUACAGCAUCUAAAUAGACCAAUCUUGCUACACUGUGAUCGAGGUUAUACAAUCACUUUUGUUACCCUCAUGCACAUGGCCAAUCAGACAAGACACAAUUCAAGUUAUGAGCCAAAAAUUUAUAGUGAAGAUUUCUAUAAAAUAACAGCAGCCAUGGGCCUUGAUUUUACUCAUGAAGAUCUGAAACAUACCGUAUCUCAUAUAACUGGAGAGCCUUUGGUUGAAAACCCACCGAAACACAACUGUGAACCAGAAGAAUGGUUGGACUUCUGGCUUGCUCACCCUGUCUCCACAAACUGGUACGUGGGCGGACAGAUCAGGGACUGUGAUGUGGAGGUUCUGGAGACUGUCGGGUUUAAAGCCAUAGUGAAUAUGAGGAUGGGACUAACACACGACAGUAAACAUUCACAAGAACCUGUGGCAUUGUUGAAUAUUAAAGAUGGCACCACAACAUAUGGUAAUGAUACAGUUCCCCCACGUCAGGACUGGAAAACAUUGAAGGAUAACCGAAUAAACGCACAUCAUUCUUCGGCCUACAUCAGUGAGAGAUCAAGGAUUAACUUUGAGGUUGAGAAUCAUCUUGAGUUUGGCGAUGAUAUCGGCUAUAAUGAAGAAAAGGAAAAAUCUUCUGUUGGGAAGUCAUCGCUCAAAUAUUACCACAUUCCAAUACCUCCUAACCUGACAAUGACUUCAGAGACGUUCACGCAGGUGCGAUCCACACUGCUGGAGGCGGGACAGAAUGGCCCCGUUCUUCUGCACUGUUCGGAUGGGAGGAGAGUCGCAUACCUGGGUGUGCUGGCUGCAGCGGUCAGUGAGGGACGCGGGCUCGACUGGGCGCUGAAGAGGGUGGCAGAACUAGGGUUCGAAGUGAGCCCGGAUGCCAGGCCAGAUGUGUACGCCAUGUACUGUGACACUUUCAAGGAUGCGGCAACCAACAUGGGACAUGAGGAGUUGUAACACAGGCUUAAUUUAGCUCGUGUUUAAGAAUAAUAAUAGGGCCCAUCUAUUGACCUUUCAUAAAUUUAUUUAAAGUUUUUUUUUUACGAUUAUAUCUUUAUUUUUUGAUAACAUAAAUUUUAAAUAAGAAUGUUUUAAGGAUACACCGUUGGCUUGAAAUCCCUUGGCUUGAUUUCCUUGUUUGCUUGAAAUGGAUGUAAAAGACCUAUUUCUUUAUACUGAAGGUAAGCAUUCCGCUUGGCUCGAUAUUGCCAGGGCUGGAGGUUUUUUCACUGGUCCCUGGGAUUUCAAGCCAUUGACUGUAUUUCAACAUCCUUUUUUUGAAUGAUUGUAAAUAAGAAAGGCCUAUAGUUUUCACGUGGGUACUGAUCUGUGAAGUCUGAGUGUAUUGAUACUUACCUCAUACAGGUCAUAUUUAAAUUCACCAAUAUUAUACAUGAUACACUCGAUAAUUGUUUGACUUUCUGUUUUAUUAUCCAUUAUUGUACAAAGAAUAUUGUAAAAUUUGUUGAAAAUUAAAUAAAUCAUGUAGAAAUUUAUGGCAUUACCAAGAUUAAGUAUCGGUACAUCAUGUAUUAUAGCGGAAUAUAGAAACUGUGCAUACACAAACAUAGCAAUAAGCAAAUCCACCAGUAAGGCAAAUUUUUAAAGUGACACUCUCAUUCAAUAUCAAUACAUACACAUGUAUAACAGACAUUAAUUUUGACUGAUAAACCUUUAACUACUUACUAAAUAAUGCAUUUAUGGAAAAUAUUAAUUAUUGAUAACAAGAUUGUAAGCGUGUAUUUAAUAGCCGAAAACGCUAAAAUAUUAAAUGAUGGUGAAUGCUCAAAGAUUUACUGUGAUCUACUUUAGUCUCAUAAGGUAGAAAUACCAUGUUUUAUGCACAUUUCUUUCAAAUUAAAAUCGGUAUCCUUCAUAACAUCCAAUGGUUUCGACAUUUAUUGAUCCUUUCUGGAAUAUUAAAACAAUAGUAUUAAGUGUGGUAAAUAUUUUUUCGGGAGAAAGAGUGCAUCUUUUAUCUAUUUAAGUAGGACUUAGGUCACAAGCUUUGAGACAGUUCCUCUCUAUUUCACAUGCAUUUAUGUGUCAGAUGGUUGUGGUAAAUAGCAUUUUUCCUCAAACAACAUUACAGUAUAUUUGACUAUUUUCUUAUUAGCACGGUCUCUUUUUCCUGCCAUAACCCUACCCCUACAAGAAGUGUUUUGAAAUCAUACACAUGACAGUUGCAUAUGUGUUAUUGUACAUGAAGGUUUCUGGUUUAUCAUACAUUGUUCAUUAUCCUCCAACCAUGGUGUUUUAAGAAAUGUACAUGUUUUAUAUAAUGCUGAUGUUAAACCAAAAAUUUUAUUUUUUAUUUUAUUAGUGUGAUUGUGUUGUCUUUUGAUAAUGUAUGUAACGGAAGAAUGGAGGUUACUUGGUAGACUUUAUAAUUGGGCAUUUCAAUUUUGUCUUUUCUUCAUAAAAGAUUUGUCAUUGUUAUUGUCAAAGCCCUGGUGUUGUUGUUGUUGUUGUCGAGAUGUCACUUGACCAGAUCUCAUAAACUCUUCAAGGUAUUGAUUAAAUAUGUUUCACACACGUUACCACUGACACGUAAUGCAUACAUGUUUCUAAGGCCCAUAACUAUGAUCCUAAAUAAUUCUCAAGUUAUACCCCUAAAUACUUUGAAAAGCCAUAAAAAAAAGUUUAACUUGGCCAUAUCUUUAUUUCUCUUUAAAGAUAAUUAUGUGAUACCUUGUACACAACAUAACGCCCAAAUUUAUCAUAGCCCAUUAUGGCAUAUCUCUUUGAUGUAAUGUUAUGUAGUUUUGCCAGUUCUCUGACUGAAAAAUCAACAACAAAGGAGUGUUGGCAUCCGUUGCCUUGAUCUUGUCAUUACUUCUUAAAGGCAUUUAUUGAUAUUGCAGUUAAUUCAAUGGUUUCUAAUAAUUUAUUGAUCAUGUACUCAAAUUGUCCAACACGCAAUUGUGUUCCUGUUUAUUGAUGUGUGUUUAUCCGAAAAUGUGUGUGUGUAUUUUGAAUGUGUAAAAUGCUGUUACGGUAAUUGCAUUUGUGAAGAUGACACAUUUUGGUAAUUUUGCCUAAAUGUAUGCAGUAAAAGGCCUAGUUUAAGGAAUGUUUGGCAUGAUAAUCCCCUGCUGUGCAUCUCCUGCUAAUUGCACUGGUGUCACAGAAGGGGCCAAUGUCCUGUGUAUUCGUUAAUUGGCCCAGGACCAUUUAGGGUCCAUUUCUAUAAUAAAUCUUCCAAAACUGCAUAGGAGGAUACUCAGAUCGGAGAUCUGAUAAGAGGGAUCAAGGCAAGUAGAUUAAGAUCAAUAAACAGAAGUUGUGUAAUGUACACAGUUGGGUUUUUUGUUGGGGGAGGGGUCACUUAUAGAAGGCUUAAACUAGGCCUUUAAGCUUUAAUUAAAGAAUGUUAUCUCCAUAUUUGUUAAGACUUUCAACUCAUAGCUCAUUAAAAAGGAAGGCAUUAUAAAUACUGAAGUUUUAAUUUCUGAACUGUCCGUGAAAUUAUCAUUGUCAUUGACUGCGUGUAUAGCUUUUAAUUAUGUUAUUGAAAUAGUUACGCUGCCUUUUGAAGGCACAAACAUUAUAUUGUUUGUAAGCGGCUAUUAAAAUCUUAAGUGCCAUUAAAAAUGACUUACACUAAAACCAGUUUUAAGUUGUCCUCGAUGUACGGUGUGUAAUUCUUAAUUAAUUUGUUUGUGACAUUAAUUUUAUUGUUUUAAAGUACUUUUUUCAAGAAACGCCAUCAGGUAUUGUCCUGUUUUAGGUUUUCAAGUAACGCCAUCAGAUGUUGUCCUGUUUUAGCUUUUCAAGUAACGCCAUCAGGUGUUGUCCUGUUUUAGCUUUUCAAGUAACGCCAUCAGGUGUUGUCCUGUUUUAGCUUUUCAAGUAACGCCAUCAGGUGUUGUCCUGUUUUAGCUUCUCAAGUAACGCCAUCAGGUGUUGUCCUGUUUUAGCUUCUCAAGUAACGCCAUCAGGUAUUGUCCUGUUUUAGCUUCUCAAGUAACGCCAUCAUGUGUUGUCCUGCACAAACCUUAACCUUAUCAAUAGCUCAAAACCCAUUCAAAAUAAUCACUUGAAACUUAGUUUAUGUAAGUAAUAUGUGCUUGUGAUAAGUAUAAUUAUAUAACUGGCAUAUGUAAUGGCUUUUUUGGACUGAUUAGAAUUGCAAUAUUUUGUUUUAGAGCUGGUGUUUAUAUAGUUUUGAAGACUAAUGAAGGAAUGUUUGGUAUGUGAUAUCCAUGCGCCUUUGUCGUUUGCAUUUAUGUUUGCCAUCAACCAUAUAAAUUGAUUUCUAUUUUGAUGUUUUAUGCAAAAAUUACUAUUAAUUUGCAAGAAGAUUUCAUUUUGUAUUAAACAGCCAUUUACAGCGCAAUUUUUUUGAACUAUGGACUGAAUAAUUUGAUUGUAGGAAUUUGUAAAUAACGUUCAAAAAUGUUAUUUUAUACCAGUUUUUUUUUACAGUUUAUAUUGUUUUCUUGUUACGGAUGUAUCCGAAAUGUUUUGAAAACCAUGUUCAUGUUCAUGUUGUUAUAAGUUAAAUAUGAUGCAAAUGGUAUAGAGCUUUUGAAGUCUCGGUCUAUAUGUAUAUUACCCAAAAUAUCUAAUUGCUCAAAUGUUAAAGCUAUCUCAUGUACAGUGAUGUGAGUUUUAAAUGCUUGGUGACGGCAUAUUUUUGGGUAUCAUUUUAACGGGUUUUGUUAAAGGCGACUUUAUGGCUCUGGUGUGUUGGUAAACAGGCAAUUUCAUUUCCAAUUUCAUUUGAAAGUGACACUCCUACUUUAAUAAAAUCAAUACAUAUAAACAUGUAUAACAAACAUAAAUAUAAAGUCAUAAACCUUUAACUACUUAUUUAAAAAAUGCAUAAAAGGAAAAUGUUAAGUACUAGUAACAAGCUUGUAACCUUGUAUUUAUUAGCUGAAAAAACAAAAGUAUUAAAUGAUUGGUGAGUGCUAAAAGAUUUACUGUGAUCUAUUAUCGUCUCAUUAGGUAGAAAUACCAUGCUUUCUGCACCUUUCUGUCAAAUUAAACUGGGUAUCUUUCAUAAAAAAAAAAAAAUCGACAGUAAUUCAUCCUUUUGGUAUAUUAAAAAAUUGUAUUAAUUGUGGUAAAUCUUAUUUAGGAGUAAAAGUGCAUCUUUGAAAUUUUGAAUUGCAAUAACUUUAUUAUAGUGUUUUUACAUACAUGUAUAUGUUUUCAGUAUGCAAUUGCCUUUCAAAAGAUGCCAACAUUAUAAAGGGGUCACCAGGGUCACCUGGCACCAGCAUUUAACCUAAUAACCAAUGGCUCAAUCAAUGACAAUUUGAUCCUACAUCAGAUACUUUAAGUAUAUUUCGCUUUGUACACCUGCACAGGUUUAUAACUGCUCUCCGACAUUAUUUUGCAUAGAAACUGUUAUUUAAGAUAUUUGUUAGAGAUGAAACUAUUGCAACAUUAAACUGUUAUGAUAUC